Messenger RNA from Caenorhabditis bovis, 1002 nucleotides. Lineage: Eukaryota; Metazoa; Nematoda; Chromadorea; Rhabditida; Rhabditidae. The record is from the annotation of a GenBank genome assembly.
AUGGCAUUUGUGAUAUCAUCGAAAUUAUUUAUUGUGCUAGUCGUUUUGUUCCAGUUUUUUACGAGUUCUCAACUAAAAGAAUGUGUUUGCGCUUUAUGUCGCAUCGAUACUCUUCCAGACAAUUGCACUGAAAUUGAUGGUCACAUUCAAAUCGGUCUCGAAUCGGAAAUGCCGCCAUUUGAGCUAAUCGAGUUCAAAUUGAAAAAGUUGGCAAAACUAACGGGAUGUCUUUUGAUUGCCAAUUCCGGAUUGACAUCGCUCAAAUUUUUAUCGAAUCUGCGAACUGUGAUCUAUGCGCAAACUGGCAAUUCCGAAACGUGUUCCGUUUAUGGAAAUGCAAUUACAUUGGCAAAGAACAAUUUGCUCCGCAGGUUAUAUUUGGAUAGUUUGGAAGAAAUUGACGUCACACGCGGAGCCGAUUAUGGCUUGUAUAUUUCAUUGAAUCCAUCGUUAUGCAUUACCGAGAAAGAAGUUGAAAUUUUCUUCAAUACCAGUCGAUUUUAUGCUCCGCAUAUGAAUAUUUGCGAUCCAACAAGAAUGUAUUGCGCGUUGGACACGCAAGGAUUCUUCGACGACACCAACAUUCAAGAAGGCUGUCAGGUGCUUACUGACUCGCUUGUCUUGAAUGGUUCCACUCCUAAUACCAGCGAGCAAUUCCAAAACCGAUUAAAUGAUAUCGAGCAAAUAUUUGGAUCAAUAAUCGUGCUCAACACAAAGUUGACGUCUUUGAAAUUUCCAAAACUUUGGAGAAUUUAUAAUUUUCAACCAACACUUCCUGCAAUUCUACUACAAAAAAAUAUGAAUAUUUCGCAGGUGGAAUUCAAUUCGUUGAAGAGCGUUCCAUUUCUUGGCGAUCAUCGUGAGAUUCUAUACGCUUACCAGAAUCCAAAACUCGUCAAUAUUUCAUGGGACACAUGCAAUAAAUUAUUGGACAUUGGGUUCGUGACCAUUGAAGGAAACGGGACGACGUGUGGUCAGAGUUCAACGCGAUCUUGCAAAUAA